Molecule: messenger RNA, 2116 nt
Organism: Sclerotinia trifoliorum
Lineage: Eukaryota; Fungi; Ascomycota; Leotiomycetes; Helotiales; Sclerotiniaceae
Source: the annotation of a GenBank genome assembly
AUCUCUGCUCUACGAAAAACAUUGGCAUCAAUCAGUCAAUCAGUCAAUCAAAGAAAGAAGGAUAGCAAAGUGAUUCUACCAGAGGUACUGUUCCCCACCAUUAUAAUAACAGACUAUAGAUGCUCACGCAUAGCCAAUUGAAAAGGGUAAAGCAGAACAUUCUUCGAAUUAUAUCUCCUUUGAUUUUCAGAACUCUUAUUUCCAUCCAUCACUUAGAUGGACAGCAGUAUGGUGGCGACUUUGGCAAAUGAGUUGACUCAAAAGUUGAAAAGAAACGAAGAGAGAAAGCAGAAACAAGAUCAGAAUGUCAGGUCAACCCACCGAGCAGGUUAUUCUGAGGAUAGACCCUCACAACAAAGGACUCCACAAAAACGUGCUCAUGAUAUUAGCUUGAAAACCAAUGCUCGAAGAAGAACCUCAAGAAGCCUUCUUACAAAAGAGAAGAGAGGAGUAUCAACGAAGGUAAGGUUUGAUUCACUACACGUAAGGUAAAUGGGAGAGCCACUAAUGGCAAUCGUCUACUUCUAGAAACGAAUACAUGGCACUUCUUCAUGGAGUGAGUCCCAAAAUACUCCGCAAACUAGAUGGUCUUCUGUGAAGAAGUUUGUGCUUCAGUGCAUUGAUCAGAUUAUUUUCAUGAUCAUCAUUGUAUUUGUACUAGUCAUCAUUUACAAUGGUCGCCAAAACUUUAAACAAUGGGUUCAUCGUUGGCCCUUACAGCCAAUGACCAUUGUUUUCUCAGUGUACAACACAACAAAGGAGCAUAUUAUAGCAUCGUGGGAGAAGAUACCUUUUCAACUUUUCCAAUCUGUUAUUCCUGAGUUAGGCAAUGAGCCGAAAGAAUCCCAUAACAAUGGCCAAAAUGAUGAUUCCACUGCUAUUAGCCCGAACAUCGAACAGGCCCUUCUGGAGGGGGGUCUGUCAGUUACGAGGAGGUACCCUAGCACCAGCUUUGAACUAGGAUACAUCAUAGCCAUGCGGGAUAUGUUUGAGGAAAUCGGAGGACAUUAUAUUAAUGAGGCUGACCUCAAAAAGAUACUUCUGGAAAUAUCUUUGUUUCACGAAGCUAUGGGGACUGCAAAGCGUACAUAUGAAGAUUUUUUGAGGGACUUUUAUGGUGGGACUUGGGCUAUGUAUCAUCUUUCACAUGGUUUAUUCGUAAAUACACAAAAUACAUACAACGAAUUCGAAGAAUCAACGAAGAAAAAGCGGCAAUAUGGUUGGGAAAUACUUUUCAUCUUCUCCAAGAAAGAUCAGCCAGCCGAAGUUGCAGUAGAAGAGAUAAAGUUACUCUUUCAGCAACAUAUCACCCUCUGGUUUGAGAUCAUCGUUGGUCUUCAUGAAAAAGCAAAAGAAGCGAUAUUACAUUUCCAGCACCUGAAGCGACGAAUCUCCGGCCUCAACCUCAUUAUGGAGCCCCACCAGAACAUGUUGUAUGACAUGAUGAAAGAAUACCCAGAACACAGCUGGACAAACUCAUUGGCUAUAUUCUUUAAUCAUGAAAAUCUAACACGAGAAGCAAAAGGCGACUUGGCGGAAUUCCUUGCGGAUAAAAGGGCCAGUCUCUGUUCAGUUCUGAGCCUACAUGAUCAUAACACCAGAGCUACAGCUAUAGCUGCAACACUACGGACGAUGAUGGAGAACUGCAAUACUCUAAUGAAAAAUUGUUAUGAGAUAUCAAAUAAUAAAGCACCAGGUUGUUCUCUUCCCUAUAUCCCAAUGUCUGCGGAGGAUUUGUCAAAAUCCAAUUUGAAUGCAAUUGUAGAUUGGGCAGAAAAAGGAGCACGACGUUUGAGUACUGUGACCCUUGAAGCGGGUGAAAUUCGCAGAAUGGAAUUUGAGAGAUGGAUAGGCCUUUAGAUAAGAUGAUGAAUAUUCUACAAAGAAGGAAAGAAGUUGCUAGAGAAGCACCGACUAUAUAGGAUGUGGAAGCCGUAUGCGUUAAUUUAGGCUAACUAGAACGGGUUAUGAACCCGUGACAAGAAUUGGAAAUGAGAAUUGGAAAUUGAGAGUUGGCUAGAGAAAAACGAUGGGUCCUGUCAUUCUUUUGGUAUUUCUCUUGUUGAUAUCGCGUUGGUGAGUGCUAGGAUAUAAUGGUCAACGUUGUGCACCACAU